AUGGACUUCACUGCUAACAGAGGUCAGUAAACAUCCUCUGAUUCAGCCUUUAUUCACUGUCAUUCACACUCUAACCUCCUUUAUUAACCUUUAUUAACAGAUCUGUUCUUUCUGCCGGAUGAGAAAUUCGACUUUGACGUUUCUCUGUCACCUGCCAGGUAAGAGGCACGUGGAGGUUUCUGUAAAACUCCACGAGACUGUAGAGAGAGAGAGAGAGAAACAUGAAAACACCAGCAAACUUGUGAUGAUUGACACCGAAAACUCACAAUUGGAUCAUUUCAAGCACAGCAAAUAUAUACACAUCCUUUUUUUCAGGACAACCUCAGCUGUCAGUUUAUGGAGCAAAAAUGAUGUAAAAUGAACGUGACAGUAGAUUCAGAAACAUCUAGGUCAACCAAAAAACAAAUACUGCUCAAAAAAACACAUCAAUCUACAGUGACCAAGCCUUUUCUCACCUGCACAUAAUUCUCUCAAGUCUUGGCUAUCAGGAGAGGAAAUAUUAGGAUUGGAACAAACACACAACAGAAACUAUUGACAUAUUUAUUUAUUUGUUUUAUGUCACUUCUUGAAGCAGUUCCUGUCUGGGAUGAGACAGAGGACCACAUCAUACUGCUCAGAAUCUCUUCUUUACUUGUUUCCAAACAUUGAGGACCAUUAUUUCGUAUUUUGCAGACAAACAGGGAACUUUUACUGUCUCUUAUUGAACACUACCGUCAAGGGAAGAAUAGAAGAAGAAUAUGAGACCAUGUAAUUACUGAAAGUUUGACAGAAAAAGACAUCAUCAAAACAGCUUGUCAAACCUGGAAGACAUUAGCGGCAUUUAGGGAUCUUUUUUAAUCACAACAAUCUGAUAAAUAAUCCUGUUUUCACCGGUAUAUCACUGUGGAUUUACCAUCAAACGUCUCUGAUCAAACACCUAUUUUUGAGGCUGGAUUGUAAACCUUGUGGCAGGUGUAGAAAUGUCUGGAAACCCUCGAUAGAUCGCCAAAAGGGUAAGAUUUUGAACAAGAUACACGGUAUAGUUCCUGAGAAACUGUAAACUAUAUUAAUGGUGUCACGUGGGAUCGCCGGCGAUCUCAAUCAAUCAAUCAGAUUUUAUUUAUAUAGCACCAAUUCACAACAGUCGUCAUCCCAAGAUGCUUUCCAAAGAACAAGAGCAGGUCUAGAUCACAAUCAUUGUUUGAUGAAUUAUCAAGAACCAACCUAAGAUGGGAUUUGGCCGAUCUCAUUUAACAUGAGUGACAGUGGCGAGGAAGAACUUCCUUUUAACAGGCAGAAACCUUGGGUGGGACCAGACUCAUGCUAGACAGCCACCAGGCCGCUGCUGGGUUGUGGAAGAAUACAGAGAUAGGGGGAGAGGGCAGAGGGAGAGAGAGAGAGAAUGAGUAAGGGAGAGAGAGUAGAGAAUGAGGGUGAGCGAGAGAGACAUGGGACAGCAGCAACAUUAAAGCAACAACAACAAAAACUCAUUUAAUGGUAAAACAAAGUGAGUUCAGAGGUGUCCAGCGGAGUUCAGAGUGUUAAAGCUGCGUGUGUAUCACUGUGACAGAAGGAUCUCUGUAUGUCAUCUGUUUGUGCUCCACUCAGCCUCGUUGUUUCUCUCUGCUCUGCAGCUCCAAAGGUGAUGAAGAUGAAGAUGAGGUGUUUGUAGGUCCUCUCAGCCAUAAGGAGAAAUGCAUAUCUGUCAAUGUGGCGUCUCUCCUUGAGGUUAGCGACACUGUGAGGGGGAGCUGGAGCCCCCUGAGCGGAGAUCAGCUGGAGGCUGUUUGUCAGGAGGCUCACAAACUAGCCAACCAGUUACAGAGCAGCGAACUGUGUCAGCCGCACGACGAGGACGGAGAGCCCGCUGAGGCCACAAACGGCAGGGAGGAGUUCCUCCAGGACGCCGAAGCCAAACUGGGCGUGCUCGUUCAGACCAACAGCGCGCUCAGUCCCAUCAAACGGCAGACCUUCUUAGUGCAGGACAGUCCCAUGAAGGAGCUGCCACCUGUUGUUCAGCGCCGCCUGCUGAGAGGAAGCAGUGCAGGCGCAGCCUCAUCCACCCGCUCUGCCAGCACCCCGUCCAUCCGUCCUACAAGCGCAGCCGCAUCAAACCGCACUACUUCCAACGCUUCCUCCACCCGCCCUGCUGCCAGACUCAGCACCUCCAGCCCUGUCGUCGGGGUCAAGACUCAGCCCAAGUCGGGGCUGCGGGGGAGGGCGGCGCUGGGAGUGGUGCUCCCGAGCAAACUGGCCGGUCCGACGGCUUCAGCGAGCAAGAGCAGAGCCGAGAAAUCCAGACUGCAACCACCGAGUAAAGUAGGAGACAAGGUGCCUGAAAGUGGAGCGAAUGAAUUUACGUGUUUCCAGGAUCCUUCACCUUCCUCUGAUUGUCUCUGACUCUAACGAAUGAUUAUACUGAUGUUCGCUGUUUUUCUUUCCUGUUGAGGCGGUGGGGAGUUGGAAGCGAAGUCCGUCUUCUCGUCCGUCCAGCAGGGCAGACUCAUGUGAGGAUCUGCUCUCCGAUUCGGCGAGCGUGGCCUCGGACAUCAGCGACUCCUCCCUCAACUCCAGUCUGCUGGGAAAACGCAACAUGGCCCCGCCAAGCAAGGUAACACACCUGUUUGAAGAUGAUGAUGAAUUUAUCAGAGCAAAGUUUAGACAACACCUUAUCCAUCGGUUUGUUGUCGUUGUAAAGACUGCGACUGAUCUUGUUUUCUCAUCUCAGGGUUUGACGAGGAACCUGUCGGCUGUGAAAGUUCCUCCUCUCCAGACCAGGAGGGUGACGGACAGGAAGAACACGUCCUCGUCCUCAUCAUCCAUGUCCAGCUUUAACUCUAGCCUGUCUCUGUCUCCUGCUAAAGGUAUCAUCUCAGCUUCUUCAUGCUCAAACUUAGACCAUAUGUCUGUCUACAGUUGAUCUCCUGGGCUCUGAUUGGCUGUUUGCCUCGUCACUUAGUUUUCUCUGUGUUUAUUUUCAGUGUCGGGUCCCUCCUCAGGUAAACUCAACUCCUCUUUAAACCGAAGUCUGAGCGGUACGACUGGACCCGCCCCCAGCAGCGUAGGCAAGCCUGUCAAUCAGAGGUCGACCCGCUCUAGUAUGUACUGCCCUGCACCACCGGCGCCAUCCAACGCCGGCCGCCGUUCCCUCUCCACCCAGGUGAGGCGGCCCUCAGAGGCGGACCGCAGCAAAACAACAACAAAGUCAACGCCGCUGAAGAGAGCCGAGACCACGCCCGUUCAGACAACGCCCGCCAAGAGAGCGGCAGAGAGGACCACCUCCAUCGCUGCUAACUCCACCCGGCUGCAGAGCGGACUGAAGACGAAACCUAAACCUGAGGCUCUGGUCCUGCCGACGCUCAGCGGCGGUUUUAGAGGCAGCGCCCAGAGAGACGGUGAGAGAUUCACGUCAGAGCGGUCUGUUUAAAAGCUGUUUGUUUCUUUUCCAACCGAAAAUCUGAGAAAACUCUGAGUUCAGAGAAAAACAGUUAGAGGAGCUGCAUCGUAAAACCUUCAUCCAAAAACGGUCUUUAGAGACAUUUUUCACUUGAGUAUGAAAAACUAGAGCUGCUAAUGUGGAUUUAGAGACUCGACGAAAGACAGCAGAAAUGUGUCGGAAUUUUUCAUGAUGUUUUUAUUGGACCUAUUUCUGAUCUGUGAAGUUUUUAGUAUUUUCUGCUCUUACUCUUUUAUUCUUCACGAGGAGCAAGUAUCCAAGUCGAGUAAAAGUCAAAUUCAGGACUUUGAGCAGUGUAGCUUGUUUGAUGUCCCCAAAAACAACCUGUGAAUCGUUUUCAACUUUAGAGUUGAGCCCCUAUAAGUUUACCAAAUCUGAUAUUUAAGUUUUUUAUUGAAGAUUUAGUUUUUCGCUUCCUGUAUUUGACUUGUUUUUUUUUUUCUUUCGUCUCCAGACGUUUCAAAAGUGAAGCCAAAGAGGCUGACGUCAACCAGCAGCGUGGAGAGGUAGAGGACCCCACACUACACCACCGUCACUGAGGUCACCUGUACUCUCUAGUAGAGCUGGGCGAUAUGUCCUCAACUCAAUAUCACGAUAUAUUGAUCAGUUCACCUCAAUAACGAUAAAUGGACGAUAACUACUCCACAAGCUGCUCACCCCCUCCCACAUUAACUUCGUCUACUUCUUCGCUACAACUUUUGAACCGUCCUCCAUCUCCUCACCUGUCUCUGAUGUAGGACAGUGUCUUAAAGAGACAUGAGACCUUAGCCUACCUACACACAUCCAAAACCAACUUUUAUUUAUUUAUUUAUUUUUUUGAAUAUACCAAUAUGGGCAAAAUGACGUCGGUUAUUGUCAUAAAUUUCGAUAUCUGUAAAUUUUCGGUUUAUCGCCCAGCCCUAUACUAUAGUCAGAUUAAUUUGAGCUGAAAGUGUAAAUUUUAACUUUAAUCUGUAAUCAAAACAUGACGUCCCAAAGCAGAGUCAAACACCAUCACCUUUAAGAGGAUGUGUUUGUAUCUGCAGACAAAAGCAAUCAAGUCCUCAUGAACAGACGAUCUGGAUCCGAGUCAUUUUAUAUCAAGUGCACAAAGCUAAGAGGAUUUGACGACCUGAAGUUCUGAGUUUCAAAGAAAAAAACUGUAGGACUGAUGUCGCUGAAAGACUCAAAAUAAUAAUCCAGCUGGAGGCCUGACAGGUUCUCCACAGAGUUUGGGUUUAAUUUGACGUGCAGCUCAAACUUGAAGCGACUCAUUUAUCAGAUCUGAGCAGGAAACAUCUUCAGUGUGUGCUUUAAAGAAAGUGGAGCAGCUUAAUGAGGUUUCAGCUAAAGUUUUUGUUUUUGACGUUUUACUACAUUUGUUUAAUAAAACUCCUUUCUCUCUCUUAGUCUUCCUUCAAAGCUCUCUGCCGGUCCUCUAACGCCCUCUACUGGCAGCGGCAGGUCACUGCAGAUGAAAACCAGGCGUCCCUCCGCCCUCCCCACCCCUGUGAAGCGCCGGAUGUCCGCCCUUCCACCUGCCACACCCACCAAUAGGAUCCAGCCCUCCAGACCUUUAACCAUCGCUGACUCUGGCCCCGCCCCCUGCUCCAGUGCGGCCAGGACGGAGAGAUGCUGCAGGUGAAAGAGUUUAAAAUGUUUGAGUUAUAGAAUAUAGAGAAUAUUAUCAAAGUUUCUUAUCAUGUUUUAAAUGAUGAAAAUGGUGAAACAGCCCUUUAUGGAGGUCUCAUGAUUCUGUGUGUGCAGCCCCGUCUCUGCAGACGCUCAGGAGGUGGAGCUGCCUGUCGCUCCUGAAGUUCAGCCUUUCUGCUUGGAAGAGGAGGAGAAGACGGUGGAGGAGAAGAAGGAGGUGGAGGAGGAGGAAAAGCAGGAGGAGAAGAAGAAGGAGGUGGAGGAGAAGGAGGUGGUGGAGGAGAAGCAGGAGGAGACAUCUACCGUUCCUCCACCUCCAAGCCCUCCUCAGUCUGACCAAUCAGAGAGCCCCGAGCCUGUAUCAGAACCCAUUCAGAGCAAACCAGAGCCCAACAGAGACCUGAUCGAACUGGGGUCUACGGAGGAGAGCAGCAGCAGCAGCAAGCCACAAGAGGUCAGAGGUCACAGACAGACGCACCCUGAGUGGAUGUUUCCGUCUCUAAGAGCUUCAUCCUCCUCCUCCUCCUCCUCACCCUCUCUCUCUUUGUUUUCUUCUUCAGGUCCUUCUGUUAGAUCUUCCCGCUCCGAUUCUCCAACCCCAAGAGAAGCUGCUCAUCGACCUGACCAACACCCCUGACCUGAUCCGAACCAACACCAAGACCUGCUCCAACUCUCAGGUACCGGUCUCUGCUUCUGCUCGGAAACAUCUUCUUCUUUUAGUGUCUGUCUAAGUUUCUUAAAGUGAACCUUUCAACCCGUCUGUCGUCAGCUGAUCGACCUGAGCUCUCCGCUCAUCAAGUGGAGUCCAGAAGACAAGAGGGAGAACAACGCCCCGCUCAUCAAUCUGUCCUUCUGA
This is a messenger RNA of Xyrichtys novacula (pearly razorfish), 5924 nucleotides long. The record is from the annotation of a GenBank genome assembly. Lineage: Eukaryota; Metazoa; Chordata; Actinopteri; Labriformes; Labridae.